UUAGCGACGGUCACACCGGUGAUGGCGUCUUUAAAAUUUGUUAAAAUUAUCAGCAAUUUUGCUGAAUGAAAACGCCAAUUUCGAGGGUGCAUCCGCUUCAAAGGUGCAAGAACUGAGUGAUUGUCCCGUGCCAGGAAUUGUCCGGGUAACCAUUGCCCGUUAGCUUGUCCAUAAAGCAGCUAAAUCGGCAAAUAAACCGUGUGGCAAACGUGCGUUCUUUCGGUUUUCGUUUCUGUGCGAAAAUCGCAACGAGCGGCAUUCCUCGAUCAUGGACAUAUUUGACAUGGUAAAAGCGGCGCCGCCGCCCCAAACGAUUACUCCGGUGGACAGAAAGGUGUCCACUCCGUCGCCAAUCCCUCCGGACUCGCCGCUGGACUCAAUAGACCUCCUGCAGAGUGAGCAUCUGUCAAACGAGGAUGACUUUGACAGGAAGACGGAGCUCGACGAGUCGCCUUUUCAAAUACCCAGGCGGAAGUCUAAUGACACAAGUCAAAAGCCAGACGAAUCACCGCUUGAAAUUCCCAAAGUGCUAGAGAAACUUGAGGGAAACGAAAAACCGCAGGAAAACGCAGAGGACUUAAACAGAAUCAAUGAGGAGUUCGAAAACACCACAAAAAAGGCUAGAGAAAGCGUUGAGUUGCACAAGCUCGUCUCCAAACCGAACACAAAUAAGAAGGAAUCCGCAUCCCAACCCCUCAAGCCGCAUAAGAAAAGACGAGCUGAGCCUCUGGAGGGCGGGGAGAACUCCGACAACUCAGAGGAGGACCAAAAGCGGAUGACUAUGCUCACCAAGACCAAGGCCCAGCAGAAAAUGUUUAGCGAUCAGCCGCUGGCCAAGUUCAACAAGGAGUGCGUGGUGCGAGUGCGUCGCUUGACCCGGCAGGAAAUCGAUUCGGCUUUCAAGUCCGUGGCCAACUCGUCCUUCGCCCAUGUGACCGACUCAUCACGGAAUGGGGGCGGUCGGGGGCGUGGCAAGCCGAAAAAGAAGACACCAUUACCUCCCAAGAAGCAGAAGUCGCCGAACAAAACCAAUUUCCACAUCAAAGUUCCUCUACAGAACGGCGCCAAGAAGCGGUCGCUGCAGCACUUGGCACGCACCCACACACCGCCGCCCAGUUUGGCCAGAAGGGCGGCAGCGAAACCACAGGCCAAAACGCUGCCCAAGGCCAAGUCGAGUCCCAAGUCAACGAACAGGCCGAUUCGGGGACGCCACGCCAACCAGGCUCUGAUCCAGCGCUUUGGCGCCCGUUUCUUCGGCUGUGUGGUGAAGAUUAAGCGAACGCCCUGGCCCCACAAGUGGCCGGAGUGCAGUCCCCGUCCCAUUGGCGGGACCAGGAAGGGCCGCUCCCGGAAGCCCAACCUGUCGGUGUCCUUCAGCGAGGCCGUCGAGAUCCUGGGCAGCAACGAGGGCGGCUCGCGGCGGGCCACAUUCGGCUCGAUUUCGAUGUCGUCGAAGGCGUCGCCCAAGCCGACGCGUUUGCAGCGGGUGGAUGCCACGGGCAAUGUGCUGGAGGACAUAUCUCUCACCUCCACGCCGCUCCCACUGCCGCCCUCCGCCCGUCCGUCGUCGUCCUCUGGCGGCUCUCGGAGCAAGAGCAAGCGCCGCUCCUGCAACGGCUCGCCGAUUGGCGGACGGCUCAAGCGACCCCACCAGCGCCUGCCGCUCUCCAGCUUGGCCAGCCUCCGUCUGGACGACAGUCCCAAGGCUGACGAGAAUGAGGACGAUGACGAGGAGUACAUAGUGCCCAACGAACUGCCCGGCACCCAGAGACCUGGAUCACCGCCUCCCAAGAGAAAGAAGAUAUCGUUCACCACGACCAUCAGCGACGAUGAGGACGAGAAGCCGUCGCUUAAAGACAAAAAGGACUCUGUUAAGAAGUAUCUUAAGCCGCUUAAGGAAAGCACCAGCAAAAAAUCUGAGAAACCGCUGAAGGAUAAAGAGAGGUUCGACAAAUCUGCCAAGGAAAAGGACAGGACCGACAAAUUGCCCAAGGAAAAGGAGAGAAGACUUGCGAAGACGAAUGAGAUUGUAGAGGAACAACUUACUUUAUCAACAGCUGAAAUUAAAACCCCCGACAAGGAGGAAGCUCAGAUAACCCAAGUGAAAAGAGGCGAAAUCGAAACAGAAACACCUGAAACGAACGAAGUAGAAAGGGAUGGAGAAUCCCGAGAGAAACCUUUAGAUGCUGCAGUGAUAAAUCAGAGUGAAAGCGACGAAGGUAACCCGGAGGAAGUUGUUAAAGAGAAACCGGAGGAAAUAUCAGAAGACAAGGCGGAGGAAAUUACAGAAGACAAGUUAGAGGCAACAGCAGAAAACAAUUCAGAGAAAAUAGCAGAUGACAAGACAGAGAAAUUCUCUGACCAUGCUAAAGAAGAAGGUGCUCAGGAGAACAGCGAGAAAAUCAUGGAUGAAAAUGAGGAGAAACCCACGGACACACCCAAUGACUCUCCACAACCAACAACAGAUCAGGAAAGGAUCCAGGAAGUAGAAGAGGAAGUCGAGCAGCCUGAGGAGUUUAGGGAUUUGGAAACCCCGCUGCCGCUGCCGCUACCGCUCCCGUCCACCACUGAGGAGAACCAGGAUGACGUUUUGGAGAUCCAGACGUCCCUGGACGACGUCCGUCAGUUGCACACACCCUCAUCCCGCCAGAGUACGCCCAAGCAGCGCAGCCGCCUCGAAUCCGCUGACUCCGACUGCAGCUUCAAGUCCGCCAGCGAUCAUGCUAAACAGCCAGCUGGUAAACCAGCGGAAGAGGCUGACGAGGAGGAAGAACGACCAGCGCAAAUGGAAGUCGAAGCCGAAGCCGAAGAGGAGCACCCAGUGGUCUCCAUGGAAGUCGACAGGCUCGUUCCCGCCGAACUUCCCGCUGAGCUGAUGACCCCGCCCUCGCCAACCAGGACAGUGAAUGGCGGCGAUCCCGCCAGCGGAUCAAGCAUCUCGGCGCCAUACUACUCGCCCAUCGAGGCCAUGCCCACUUUGGACGACGAGGUCCUUGGCCAGCUAGUCGAACCCGACUUCCAGCUGACCUCCAGCCGACAUGCCAUCUCAAGGGGCACGCUGGACGACAUAAUGACUGCGUUAGAAUCCUAGGAAGCUGGCCAACUUUGCACCACGCACUCACAGAUACACAAGUCACCCACACCGAAGCAUUCACACACAUAGACACCCAUACAGAUGCAACCAGAGAGUGGAUAUGCAACUGAUUGAGUUUGUACUUAGUCAGGAUCUCCGAUUCCCGCCCUUCGAUCAUGAAAUAUUCGUAUCUUACUUUAAAACAAUUAAUCAUUUUUUUAGUGAAGAACAUGAACAUUUUGCACUUAAAUAAGUUGCUGAUCUAGUCAGCUUUUGGGGCACAAUCCAACACAACUCCCUCACUUAAUUUGCAGUUUUGCGCAAAACUGUGGACGUAAAUAAAUUUGUAAGGACGGACAUUCAGAGGAGAACUGAACAUUUGUUUCUAACGUUUAAGUUGCUUAAACAGUUCGUUACGUUAGUUAUACGCAAAAGAAAUACGUAUUGUUUGAUUUUUAAAAAUCCCAUUUUUUUUGAAAACGUAGAUAUUAAAAAAAAUGCUUUCGCGCACCUAUAAUAUACUUAAAAACUUAAGUAUCGAUCAUCUUAAAUUAGUUGUAAAUUCAAUGUAUUAAUUAAAAAAUUAUGUAUGUAUGUAUAAAGACAA
Molecule: messenger RNA, 3680 nt
Organism: Drosophila ficusphila
Lineage: Eukaryota; Metazoa; Arthropoda; Insecta; Diptera; Drosophilidae
Gene: HP5
Product: neurofilament heavy polypeptide
Exons: 4
Coding region: 269-3091 (940 amino acids)
Source: RefSeq, a predicted model, not a curated record